Molecule: messenger RNA, 3125 nt
Organism: Vanessa atalanta (red admiral)
Lineage: Eukaryota; Metazoa; Arthropoda; Insecta; Lepidoptera; Nymphalidae
Product: RUN domain-containing protein 1
Exons: 1
Coding region: 169-1803 (544 amino acids)
Source: RefSeq, a predicted model, not a curated record
UGUGACGUCUUUCCUAAGUUACAUUCUCAAAGCACAACUUUGUGUUUUUUAUGUGAUAUGUGGUGAUUUCAUUGAAAAAAAUCAAUAGACAUGAUUGGGCACCAAGUAAACUUAUAGACCUAACAUUUUAAUCAUAGAAAGACGUAAAAUUCUAUCUUCGUCUUUGUAAUGGACGCGACCUUGUGUGACUAUGAAGAGGGUGAGAUUCCUAUAUGGCAAGAGCCAAGAUGCGAACCCUUGGGUGCACCCAAAGAAAAUCUUUGUGAAGAAGUACCACCAGAACAAUUGUCAGGGGAUAGAAUACAUGCAUUGGAAGAAGAACAGGAGAUAUUAUCAUCAUCCGUAUUUUCCCUGACAUCUCAUCUUGCGCAAGUUGAAUUUAGAUUAAGACAAAUCCUGAAGGCACCCCCAGAAGAAAAGGAUGCUAUGUUAAAGGCAUUGGAAGAGUUUACAUCUCGAGGAGUUGAUUCUCGUGAGGCACCGCAAGGAAGCGCGGGAGAAUCGUGCAGUGAGUGCUUAGAAUUGGAGCGAAAAAUCCGUAGUCAGAGAGCUAGACAGGCGCACUUUAUUGAAAGAUUAAAAACUCAACUAAAAGAACUAGAAAGAUUCGCCGAGAGUCCUUCGAAUUUGGACGAUGAUAAGCACAGAUCCUUAAUAGAGCACCUGCGGAGUGAAAUAGAUCGCAGCGUAGAAGAAGGCUGCCACCAACCAUUAACUACCGAAGAAUUACGGCAUCAAAUUGAUUGUGCGGUGCGACAGUACGCAGAACGUCAACUUUCAAAAGAAGAAGUCAUAGGAAAACUUCAAGCUCAUAUUGAUGACAUGCAAAAAUUUAUAAAACUUAUGAAGAAUGAUGAUAUAAAUAGUAACACAAGAAAAACGAAGGAAACAAGAAAAGUCGGAAAAUCGGAGACGUUCGAGAAAAACUUUAACCGUAACAAAGUGAACGAUGAACUCAAAGCUGAAACCAUUAACUUAAUGAGAAAAGCAUCGGCACUCAUUCAAAUUUUUACAGUCUCUCAAUUUGGUUGCUCCCCCAAUACGAGUAAAAAAUUUGACAGGAAAUCAUCAACCAUUGUGACACAUUGGGGUAAUCUCAGAGCAAAACUUGAAAUGUCAAUAGAUGCAGUACUGCAUAUAGUUUCUAGAGAGAGAGCCUCACAUACCAUCGCUGACAGCUAUGACAGUGAAUCCGAAGAUGGUGGCAUCAUUAUUAAUGAUGCUCCGCUCACAACUGCUGUACGUAGACAUCUCGCUGUAAAUUUAAGAGAUUUACUUCAACAUGGCUUAGUAAAUCCGGAAUCUACUUCAUUAGUACCUAUGAUUGGGUGCUUUCCUGUUCGCAGAUCUUCUAUGUUCAGACCGUUACAUAUUUGGGAGUUAAUUUUACGUUAUUACGAAUUAAACGAUGGGGAUAAAUUCAAUUCUACUCCAGCUAGGAAAUUAAGCCAAAGUUUUAAUUUAGAUAUAGUUGGGGGAACGGCUAUUACUAAUAAGCAAAGUCUACUGAGUGCCAUCGGUAGUAUAAUAGCUUCACACACACCAUACAAAAGAAGUUACGAUGCACAUUUCAAAGCAUUUGUUUGUGCUGCGUUGAAUUCACAUAAGCUUGUGCUGUGGUUAAAUAUUAUGUUAAAAUGUAGGUCUCUCAUUGACUCGUAUUAUUCUUCAACAAGUUAUGUUGUUAAUACUGGUUUCCAAGAUACACUACAAAGUCUUGACCGUUUAACACCAUAUAACUUUGAAUUGCCUGUCGACCUUGCAGUAAAACAGUUCCAAAAUAUCAAAGAUGUAUUUAUGUAAGAGUAAGGGUAAUUUUUACAUAAUCAAAAAAUGCCUUCCAUAUAAGCUAUGCAUUUAUAUAAUUAUAAUUUAAGGUACUAUAGUAGAACCUUUAUUGCUGUAAAUUUUUAUCUAUUUCCCUUAGUGAUUGUUUUAAUAAAUUGAGCUAUAUUAGAUCUUACUAAAUGUUUAGUAAAAUUAUAUCAAGCCCUCAAUUGCUUAUAAUAAUUAUUAAAUUUUGAGUUCAAAGGUUCUACUGUAUAAGUCUAGUCUAUCGAUAUAAGGAAUAUAUUGUAUAAAUUAUUCAGGGCAUAUUGUGUAAUUACAUAAAUGUUAUACAUAAUGAAAUAUUUUAAAAUUGAUGCAUUUCAGAAUAAGUUGCACGCUUUGAAACAUUUAUUCAAAGAUUGGCCUAUGAUUGGAUGUUUUAAGCUUAUUGUUAGUUCAACUUAUAUCAGUAUUUAUUAAAUUAAUCUAUAUAAUUAUUUGUGAAAAGAUUAAGGUAUUAAUAAUCGAAAAUGUAUUAGAAAUAACUACAAAAGCUAUUUGUUUUAAGAUAACAUAGAUCAAAAAUAUUUAGAUAGGUCAGGUGAAAUUAUCAGAUAUAAAUUACAAAAAUGCAAAUUUCCUUAUACUAAAACUAAGUAUGAUUUUAAGGUACCAUUUUAAAUAUUUUGAAUAACCUCUGGAUUUCCCUGCUGGUGUAUAUGUAACCAUAUUUGUUAAAUUAAUCAUGAGAAUAUCAGUGGGGACAUUAAGAAAUAUGAAAUAUCAAUAGUGCCUUGUCAAUCAUGUCAUCCUAAAAAUUUAAUUCUGUAAAAGUAAAUUAAUGUUCUGCCUGGGAGUAGCUAUUCAUCUGAACAUUAUUUUAAACAAUGACAAUGUUUGUUUUUGAGGAAUUUCUAAAAUACCUAUUUACCGCCCAAAUGUGGAAACUUAAAGCAACUUUUUGUCACAUUUUAAAUCUCUAUGGAAAACCUUUAAAAGUGGAUUUAUUUAAGACAGUGAUUCAUUAAACAUUGUUCUGUCUUGUACUUUCGAAUCUGAAAUCUGCAAUUACAGAAAGACAUAUCGGGCUUUACUAAACACCUGUUUAAAAAUGUAUAUAAGGCCUCACUAUAAAUAUAAUAUAUAUAUAUAUGUAUCAAAAACUGGUAAAAAGAAGAAAAAGGCGAAAUAUUUCGAACAUAAUUUAUUAUUUUAUAAAUGAAACAAUUAUAUAUGUAAAUAACAAUCCAAAAACUUGCAUUCCAUUUAAUUGAUGUUAAGUAUUUAAACCAAAGAUGUACCAAAUUGUAUUAAUUGUAUAAGUUGCAGAAAUAUAAUAUAGUUGAUACUAACUU